Molecule: messenger RNA, 3677 nt
Organism: Paramuricea clavata
Lineage: Eukaryota; Metazoa; Cnidaria; Anthozoa; Malacalcyonacea; Plexauridae
Source: the annotation of a GenBank genome assembly
UUAUUUUUUAAUCACAAUUUACAACAGUUAAGGAAUUUUUUGAUAAUUUUUGCAUAUCAUUACCGACGAUACUUGGAAUUUUGCGUUGUGCCGCACAGAAGGGGGUAUGUUUGAUAAUUGGUUUCACUUUCAAGAGCAUUUGAAUACAAAUAUCAAGACUCACAAUUAUAUUCUCAUGUCAUCGUAAUCAACUUCCAAACUCCCUCAAUGAAGACAUGGCAUCUGAUCCGCAGUUGCUGAUAAAUGAGGGUGAACUCAAUGAAAUUCUACGUAUAAUUAGUGCCGCAAAAAACCCUGAAUGUAAGAUUGUCGGCUCCCUAUUUGGACUAUGGAGGAACUCUUUAACCCAACCUGUAGUUCAGCUAGCUACAGGUCCUGGAGCAAGGGCAAAAGUGUCAAAGGAAAUGUUUAAGCCUGAUGGUGCUUAUCAUAGUGAAAUUAAGGAGUACUUGGACAACGAUCAUGGUUUGUUACAGAUUGGUUUAUGGUGUUCCGGAAGUAGAAGCCGAUACCCUAGACGUAAGUGUAAUAAUGUCAGUAAUAUUUAUUGUAGCUGUGUAAAAAUCUAAACCACUAAAAUUUUGGAACACUUUGUAUGAUAGAAAGGAUAACAUUUUCUCACUCUGACAACUGCAUGCCCAUGUAUUGGUCAUCAUAUACUGCAUGAUAGUGGAGCACAGCUAUUUGUUUUGAUUGUGCAAACUGUGAAACUCUGAGGAAAAGUUCCAGAAUCCUACACACGGUUGAACUUGUAACCUCCAGUUUGUACUUGGUAUAUAGACCUUUCCCCUUUUAAGUGAAAUUUUGAUCUAGACAAGUCUGGACAAAAAUUUCAUCACAGCUUGAAAGAGCAUCACAAAAUUAGUAAUAUUGCGAAGUUUCGUUGCGAAAUGUUGUAAAAUGCGGAUAAUAUAGCCUUGCGAAGUUUGCCGUUUUUCAGUCAUUUUGUAUUACAAACGGAAAAUUGAUAAUCAGUUUGAUCAUCUGAUUAUCAAUUUCCCAUUUGUAAUACAAAAUGACUGAAAAACGGCAAACUUUGCAAGGCUAUAUUAUCCGCAUUUUACAACAUUUCCCAACGAAACUUUGGAACAUUACUAAUUUUGUGAUGCUCUUUCAAGUUGUGAUGAAAUUUUUGUCCAGACUUGUCUUGAUCAAAAUUUCACUCAAAAGGGGAAAGGUCUAUUGUUGAAGGGUUUUGUAGACGGAAAUUUCAAGUGUAAAUCUCGUACAUUUAUUACAUCUAACCAGGAGCAGUUACGAUAAAUGCAACUAUCGACGCUCACCUUGUGAUUCCGGUAUACAGAGCUCUAACCAACUGAGCUUACAGAGUCCAGUUGUCGAGCUCUAAUCGCAAGUUCAUGUAUACAUAUACUAUAAGGUGAUGGCAAUGUAAGAUGUAUGGGUAAAUAUCAGAUUUUGGACAUCUCACUCAAAAGAACAAAUUGUUGAAAGAUUUUGUAAAUGGAAAUUUCAAGUAUAAAUCUUAUACAUUUAUUAGUAUAUUUGUAUGCAUGCUAUGACCCUGCAGAGCGCUGUUGAGCUAAUGGAAUUUAAUGGCCAGCCAAGAUAUAUCUAUAAACUAUCUUUAUACCUCUAUUUUUCCCAUUACAGUCGAUCGCAAGAGUCGAGAGUUUAAUCUCCGAAAUACAUUGGUGCCUUGGAAAGGAAGAUAUGUUGUUUUGAUGUUUGUUAAUUUCACACGAGGAAAUCUAGAAAUUGAAUAUGAAAUAAUUGACAAAGCAAGACCAGAAUCCUCUCGAAAUGCCAGUCUUACUGAAAAAGGUAAAUUACAACUCAUUAAUAAUUCAUUAAGAAAAUUCAAAGGAAAUUAAUGUUUAAUCAAUGUUUGUAAAUCGGAUAAAGAUUUGUCCUGAUUUACAUAAACUUUAGCUUUGAUUUUCUCGGCUUAGACAAUGUUUAUUUUUAAAAUUACUUCGCCAAUGAACUCAUAAGAUGGGUCGUUUUUUAAGUACGUUAAGUCUCGCCUUCGGCUCGAGUUUGUAUAUCAGAUACAGCUGGUUAAUUUUGCAGGUUGCAGGUUCGCAAUUCCCUACAUCCAGACGAUGAAUGAGAUCAGUGACUGAUCUCCACUUCCGGUUUUCAUCACAAACAAUAUAACUUUAUUCUAGCCUGAAAACAGACCCACGUUUAUUUACUAUACUAGAAAAUACAUGCAUGCAGAAACCCUCGCCUUGCUGCCAAAACUAUUAUGUUUUCCAAACAUGAAGUAUUGUCAUGGUAACACGAUAAUUUUAAGAAUAUAGUUUAAAAUUGAAAAAUCCCCCAAAAUGAUCAAUUUCCCAAACAUAUAUAUGUUAGGUAUGUUAUUAUACGUAAUAUAAGCUUCAAUUUAAUGUAAAAAUCAACCACAAAUGCAUCGCAAAACGUUUCAAAAUGUUCUUAAAACUAAACUGCCUUUUAUCGGUAUUAAACAUUGAGUUUCAAAAUCGAAAUAAAUUGAUUUCAAAUUCUUGCAUGAAAAUAACUCGCCAUCAUGCCACAGAGAUCAUGCUGAAAACCGGAAGUGGAGAUCAGUCACUGAUCUUAUUCCUCGUCUGGAUGCAGGGAAUUGCAAACCUGCAACCUGCAAAAUUAACCAGCCGUAUCAGAUAAAGAUCAGCUGCUCAUGUUUCAUUUAACUAGUACUUGUAAAUGGCGUAGCAUUUACGUACCUACCAAUAUUAGGUUAAUUAUUUUAAAGUGUUAUUUUCCGCUGGCUAAGGAACGAAAGAAGCGGAAAAUAUUUUCUCACACAACCGGGUUUGGCAAGCACAUGUUGUUUCAUUCGCCAUUGCUUGACUAAAUAAGGGAGGGCCCCCAAUAGACCUCUAGGAAUAACAGUUUACAACUGAUCCAUUAUCAAUAUAGUAAGUUAAUUUCUGAUUUUUUGUUUCAUUGUUUCACAGAUGUUCUUCCUGGUGCAAGCAGUUUCAGAUUACUCCAUCCAGUUUUUGAUAGACUCAACCAGGGUGCAAAGUUUUCUGCCCGUCAAAAGAAACAAACUGGUUACUUUUCAACUAGUAUGCUUCAAAGAAAUCACCAUCAACCACCACCACCAAGCGUACCAAAUAAAGCGAUUUUUGUACCAACACCUGAGCAUGAGCCACAACCUUCACAAUGGUACGAAUCAGAUGGUGGCCACAGUCUCUUGAAAAAACUGGUAAAUGGAUUUAAAUCACACGGCGUGUCUGUAGAUAUGUCCAGGGAUUCAAACUCGCAUGAUAUGACAUUGGAAAUAAAUCGCAGCAUUUGUUUACAUUUUCCUGUCGAUUUUCCAAGAGGUCGAAUGUCUUUAACUUGGUUAAAUGACACCUCAAGGUUUACCAGAAAUGCUGAUGAGAUAUGUAAUACUAUAUUACACAGAACUUUAAACAUUCUCUCACACGAAACUGCACUUAGUCUUUCAACCCGACAGACUGCCUGUUGACACUUUUCGUACCCUGCAGGACUUCCUGGAUUCGAGGUUGGCUUGUUCGCCGAAAAUAUUGCUUUUUACAAGCACAAGAACACUCUAUUUCAGAGGGUUAAUUAACUCUAGUGAGUAGUGGGCUUGGGUUGUACCUAAUUUAAUAGUGAAAAUUUUACAUAACUACAGCACUACUGUAAUUCAUAAUGGACAAGCAAACUAUAAAUGUAUACUAAUUUCUGUACCUUACUAAAUAGGAAAUAGAUAAUAC